This is a messenger RNA of Lontra canadensis (Northern American river otter), 8080 nucleotides long. RefSeq names its product HIVEP zinc finger 3 (gene HIVEP3). Gene Ontology annotation, cellular component: nucleus. Gene Ontology annotation, molecular function: RNA polymerase II cis-regulatory region sequence-specific DNA binding; DNA-binding transcription factor activity, RNA polymerase II-specific. The record is from RefSeq and is a predicted model, not a curated record. The transcript is spliced from 7 exons. Gene Ontology annotation, biological process: regulation of transcription by RNA polymerase II. Lineage: Eukaryota; Metazoa; Chordata; Mammalia; Carnivora; Mustelidae. Bases 645 to 7856 code for a protein of 2403 amino acids.
GAUCAGUCAUGCUCCAGGGUCCCAUCCAUCCAUCAGAAGAAGCAAAGCUUACCACUAGCUAGUAUUCUGAGGGUGCUUUGAGAUCCUUGCUUCAAAGGAUCAGUGGAAAUAAAGAGCGUGACUCCCCCUCUGUGGCCGCGGAUCUCCAACACGGGACUCCAGGGGAGAAGGGGCUGGAUCGAGCUGCCUGAGGCAGCCAGCGUGACUUCUCCAGCGCCAGGACAAGGGAUGAGUGGGACGUGCCUGCAGAUGUCUCUAGCCUCCGACCACUUGCAUAGCACACAGGGGACUUGUGGGUGGCCACUUGCCACUGCCAACUGAAACAGUAUGAUGGCAACAUUGACAUCUUUCAUGACGUUUCCACAACAGACAUUCAAGCGGAAAGUGCUGACGAAUUUUCUGUCUUCAAAGUAGAGGGCCAUGCCUCACCCAUGUGAAUAGUUUGGGCCCCAAUGACCUGCUCUGAGUCCACUCACAGCCAGUGACACUUGCAAAAAAACUCCCAAAGCCCAUCUUGGGUUUGGCUUCCGCAGCUCUUGACCAAUGUGGCCAAAGCCAGACACCACCUUGGGACACUUGGAUUAUUCAUAAAUGCAGCCUACCCCAGCCCUCCCUGAAUAGCAUCUGAAUUCUCUGGGGAGGUCAUGGAUCCUGAACAAAGUGUCAAGGGCACCAAGAAGGCUGAGGGAAGUCCCCGGAAGCGGCUGACCAAAGGAGAAGCCGUGCAGGCCAGUGUUUCGUCCAGCGCCCCGUACCCAGGGAGCAGCACGGCUGUCCCCCAAGAGGGCCCCCUCCAGGAGCUCCUAGCCCCACAGCCCUUCUCGGGCCCUGCGUCAGUUCUUAGGGAAGGCUCUCAGGAGAAAACAGGCCAGCAGCAGAAGCCCCCCAAGAGGUCCUCCAUUGACACCUCCAUCCCCAUCUCACAGCUUCCGCAGCACCCUCUGACACCAGCAUUCAUGUCGCCUGGCAAACCGGAGCAUCUCCUAGAGGGGUCCACGUGGCAGCUGGUCGACCCCAUGAGACCUGGACCCUCAAGCUCUUUCGUGACCCCUGGGCUUCAUCCGUCAGGCCAGCUCCUCCCUUCCCACGCUUCCAUCAUCCCUCCUGAGGACCUGCCUGGCCUCCCCAAAGUCUUUGUGCCCCGUCCCUCCCAGGUGUCCUUGAAGCCCCCAGAAGAGGCACACAAGAAGGAGAGGAAACCCCAGAAGCCAGGCAAGUACAUAUGUCAGUACUGCAGCCGGCCCUGCGCCAAACCCAGUGUGCUCCAGAAACAUAUCCGCUCGCACACCGGCGAGAGACCCUACCCCUGUGGCCCCUGCGGCUUCUCGUUCAAGACCAAGAGUAACCUGUACAAGCACAGGAAGUCCCAUGCCCACCGCAUCAAAGCUGGCCUGGCCUCAGGAGUGGGCAGCGAGAUGUACCCCCCGGGGCUGGAGAUGGAGAGGGUCCCCGGGGAGGAGUUCGAGGAGCCCACGGAGGGGGAAAGCACAGAUUCGGAGGAGGAAACGGGCAGCGCAUCCGCCCACCCUGCAGAGCUCUCCCCCAGGCCUAAGCAUCCCCUUCUGUCCAGCGGUCUGUAUAGCUCCGGGAGCCAGGGCUCCAGCCACGAGCGCUGUUCCCUGUCCCAGUCCAGCUCGGCCCCGUCGCUCGAGGAUGCCGCUCCGUUCACGGAGCCCUCGUCAGAACACCCCCUGAGCCAGAAACCCGAAGACACCCACACCAUAAAGCAGAAGCUGGCCCUCCGUUUGAGUGAGAGGAAGAAGGUGAUGGACGAGCAGGCAUUUCUGAGCCCAGGCAGCAAAGGGAGUACAGAAUCUGGGUAUUUCUCCCGCUCUGAGAGCGCCGAGCAGCAGGUCAGCCCCCCAAACACCAACGCCAGGUCCUACGCAGAGAUCAUCUUAGGCAAGUGCGGGCGGAUCGGGCAGCGGACCGCCAUGCUGACGGCCACCUCCACCCAGCCCCUCCUGCCCCUGGCCGCUGAAGACAAGCCCAGCCUGGUGCCUUUGUCUGUGCCCCGGACGCAGGUCAUCGAGCACAUCACCAAGCUCAUCACCAUCAACGAGGCCGUGGUGGACACCAGCGAGAUCGACAGCGUGAAGCCAAGGAGGAGCUCGCUGUCCAGGCGCAGCAGCAUGGAGUCACCCAAAUCCAGCCUCUACCGGGAGCCCCUGUCGUCCCACGGCGAGAAAGCCACCAAGCCCGAACAAUCACUGCUGAGCCUCCAGCACCCGCCCAGCACCACCCCCCCUGUGCCUCUGCUGAGAAGCCAUUCAAUGCCUUCUACCACCUGCACCCUCAGCACCCCCCAUCACACCUUCCGAGGUAGCUACUCCUUCGACGACCACGUUGCCGACCCGGAAGCCCUGAGCCGCAGCAGUCACGUGUUUACCUCCCACCCCCGGAUGCUCAAGCGCCAGCCGGCCAUCGAACUACCUUUGGGAGGGGAGUACAGUUCAGAGGAGGCAGGGCCCAGUAGCAAAGACACGGCCUCCAAGCCCGCGGACGAGCCAGAAGCCAAGGAAAGCGAACUCACCAAAAAGACAAAGAAGGGUUUGAAGACGAAAGGGGUGAUCUAUGAAUGUAACAUAUGUGGUGCUCGGUACAAGAAGAGGGACAACUACGAAGCCCAUCGAAAGUACUACUGCUCAGAGCUUCAGAUCUCGAAGCCCGUCUCUGCAGGUGGUGCUCAUGCGUCCCCGGAGGCGGAAAAGAGCCAGGCCGAGCAUGAGCCCUGGUCCCAGAUGAUGCAUUACAAACUGGGGACCACCUUGGAACUCACGCCACUGAGGAAGAGGAGGAAAGAGAAGAGCCUUGGGGAUGAGGAAGAGCCACCGGCCUUCGAGUCGACGAAAAGUCAGUUCAGCAGCUCCGGCCUGUCGGAUGCGUCUCGGAACCUUCCCCUGGAGUCCGCCAAGUCACCAGCAGAGCCGAGUAAGUCAGUGCCCUCCCUGGAGGGACCCACAGGCUUCCAGCCAAGGACUCCCAAGCCAGGGUCUGGUCUAGAGUCAGGGAAGGAGAGGAGAACAACAUCCAAAGAAAUCUCUGUCAUCCAGCACACCAGCUCCUUCGAGAAGUCCGACUCUCUGGAACAGCCCAGCGGCUUGGAAGGGGAAGACAAGCCCCCGGUCCCGUUCUCCUCCCCUCCCCCUGCCCCGCAUGGACGCUCAGCCCACUCCCUGCAGCCCAGGCUGGUCCGCCAGCCCAACAUUCAGGUCCCCGAGAUCCUGGUGACUGAGGAGCCCGACCGGCCAGACACGGAGCCUGAGCCGCCCCCUAAGGAACCCGAGAAGACAGAGGAAUUCCAGUGGCCCCAGCGCAGCCAGACGCUUGCCCAGCUCCCAGCUGAGAAGCUGCCACCCAAGAAGAAGAGGCUGCGCCUGGCAGAGAUGGCCCAGUCGUCGGGGGAGUCCAGCUUUGAGUCGUCCGCACCCCGGUCUCGCAGUCCCAGCCAGGAGAGCAGUGUCUCCCUGAGCGGGUCCAGCCGCUCCGCCUCCUUCGAGAGGGAUGACCACGGAAAAGCCGAGGCCCCUGGGCUCUCAUCCGACCCACGCCCCAAACCCUUGGGCACCCACAUGCUGACUGUCCCCAGCCACCACCCACACGCCCGAGAGAUGCGGAGGUCAGCCUCAGAGCAGAGCCCCAACAUCUCCCAUUCUGCCCAUAUGACUGAGACACGCAGCAAAUCAUUCGACUAUGGCAGCUUGUCCUUGGCAGGCCCCUCUGUGCUGGCCCCAGCAACCCCCGUGGCCCCCGUGGUCCCGCCGGCCCCACCAGAGAGAAGGAAAUGCUUUUUGGUGAGACAGGCCUCUCUGAGCAGGCCUCCAGACACCGAGCUAGAGGCCACCCCCAAGGGGAGACAGGAGAGCGAGGAACCAAAGCCCUCAUGCAGUAAACCUUCCACCAAAAUCUCAUUGCUCCAGAGUUCCUCAGCGGCCACCUCGAACAGCGGGCACCCGGGAGGCAAGAGCCAGGUGCAGGACAGACCCCCACUAGGGUCCACUCCACCCUACACAGAAGCCCUGCAGGUGUUUCACCACCCCAUUGCCCAGCUGCCCCUGCAUGAGAAGCCGUACCUGCCCCCGCCCGUCUCCCUUUUCUCCUUCCAGCACCUCUUACAGCAUGAGCCGGGACAGUCUUCAGAGUUCUUCUCCACCCAGGCCAUGUCCAGCCUCCUCUCCGCACCAUACUCUAUGCCCCCUCUUCCUCCCUCUUUAUUUCAAGCCCCGCCACUUCCUCUCCAGCCUACCGUGCUGCACCCCGGCCAGCUCCCCCUCCCCCAGCUCCUGCCUCACCCAGCCAGCAUCCCCUUCCGGCAGCCCCCUUCGUUUCUCCCCGUGCCCUACCCAGCCUCAUCAGCACUCUCUUCUGGAUUCUUCCUGCCUCUGCAAUCCCAGUUCUCGCUUCCACUCCCUGGGGAUGUGGAAAGCCAUCUGCCCCAGAUCAAAACCAGCCCUGCCCCACUGGCAACAGGAAGCACGGGCCUUUCCCCCAGCACAGAGUACGGCAGUGAUGUCCAGCUGCCCCCCAGGGAUCCCCCAGCCAGCUGCUCAGCACCCACAUCAGCCCCUCCGCCUACCCUGCCGGCCUGUCCCGACGCCACGGUGUCCCUGGUUGUGCCGGUCCGCAUUCAGACCAACAUGCCGUCCUAUGGGAGUGUCAUGUACACCACCCUCUCCCAGCUCCUGGUCACCCAGUCCCAAGGCAGCUCAGCAACUGCACCUCUUCCCAAGUGUGAGGAGCCCCCAUGCAAAGGGACGACAGUGUGUGGGACAGACGUGUACGAGGUCAGGCCUGGCUCAGCUGGGGGAAGUGAAGAGCAGAGCAGAGGCUUCCCGACUCCAUACUUGAGAGUGCCUGUGACGUUACCAGAAAGAAAAGGCACUUCCCUGUCAUCAGAGACUGUUGUGAGCUUGGAGGGGAGUUCUUCCACAGUCGGGGGGAGCAAACGCGUCCUUUCACCGGCUGGCAGCCUGGAACUUACCAUGGAAACCCAGCAGCAAAAAAGGGUGAAGGAAGAGGAGGUUUCCAAGGCGGAUGAAACACUCGAGCUGGUAAAACCAUGCAGCGUGGUGCUCACCAGCACAGAGGACAGCAAAAGGCCAGAGAAAUCCCACCUGGGCAGCCAGGGCCAGGGCAGGAGGGAGCUAGAAACAGCAUCCAGCCUAUCCUCAGAUCCUUCUGACCCAAAGGAAAUGACUCCCCUUCCGCACUCUUCAUUGCCCCAUGCAACAACCCCAGGCUCAGAGGCAUUGAAGGAAUACACCCAGCCAUCCAGUAAGCCUCACCGAAGAGGGCUGCCCCCACUGAGUGUGAAGAAAGAAGAUUCCAAGGAACAACCUGACCUCCCUCCACUGGCACCUUCCAGCUCGCUGCCUCUGUCAGAAACGUCCCCCAGGCCAGCCAAGUCACAAGAAGGUACGGACUCAAAGAAGGUACUGCAGUCCCCCAGCCUCCACACGACCACUAAUGUCAGUUGGUGCUAUUUAAACUACAUUAAGCCAAAUCACAUCCAGCAUGCAGAUAGGAGGUCCUCUGUUUACGCUGGUUGGUGCAUAAGUUUGUACAACCCCAACCUUCCGGGGGUUUCCACUAAAGCUGCUUUGUCCCUCCUGAGGUCUAAGCAGAAGGUGAGCAAAGAAACAUACACCAUGGCCACAGCUCCGCAUCCUGAGACAGGAAGGCUUGUGCCAUCCAGCUCCCGCAAGCCGCGCAUGACAGAGGUUCACCUCCCUUCGCUGGUUUCCCCGGAAGGCCAGAAAGAUCUAGCUAGAGUGCAGAAGGAAGAAGAGAAGCGAGGGAAGCCGGAGGAGGACGCUCCCGCCUCCAAACGAGGGGAGCCAGCGAGGAUCAAAAUCUUCGAAGGAGGGUACAAAUCAAACGAAGAGUAUGUAUAUGUGCGAGGCCGCGGCCGAGGGAAAUAUGUUUGUGAGGAGUGUGGAAUUCGCUGCAAGAAGCCCAGCAUGCUGAAGAAACACAUCCGCACCCACACUGACGUCCGGCCCUAUGUGUGCAAGCACUGUCACUUUGCUUUUAAAACCAAAGGGAAUCUGACUAAGCACAUGAAGUCGAAGGCCCACAGCAAAAAGUGCCAAGAGACAGGGGUGCUUGAGGAGCUGGAAGCCGAAGAAGGAACCAGUGAUGACCCGUUCCAGGACUCAGAAGGGCGAGAGGGCUCAGAGGCCGUGGUGGAGCACCAGUUUUCAGACCUGGAGGACUCGGACUCAGACUCAGACCUGGACGAAGACGAGGAUGAGGAUGAAGAGGAGAGCCAGGACGAGCCAUCGGGACCGGCCUCGGAGGCACCCCCGCCUGGCCCGCUGGCCCCGCUGCCGGCAGACUCCUCCCCCGGUCCGGGCCCUGAGCCCCCCGAUGCCACCUCGGGCAGCCAGGCCACGCGGGGCAGCUUGGGGUUGGAAGCAGAGCUCUUGGCAGCUGGCAGUGGCUCCAUGUCCUGCCUCAGCACCCCGUGCCUCCCCCGGCUGGGACCGGCCCCUCCAGGCCCAGUGGAGAAGGACACAGGCUCAGCCCUGAGCUCCAAGGCUGUGUCCCCAAGAAGGCCGUGGUCCCCAAGCAAAGACGCAGGCAGCCGCCCACCACUGACCCACAAACACUCACUAACCAAAAGCGACUCGUCUCCCCAGCGACACUCACCGGCCCGAGAGCCACAGGCCUCCACCUCAAGCCCACCUGGCCCCCCGACGGGCCCUCUCCCUUGUAGGUCUCCAAGACUCGAGCAAUCUCCUCUCACCCCCCACCCCCUGGGAAGGGAACUGCCCUCUCGAGUGCAUCCGCCCCCCGAACGCAAGGGGGCCCCGGACCUGGGCCCCCCCAGACACUCACCCACCAGGAGACGGUCCCCGGGCCAGGCCGAGUCACCGCCACGGUCGGCACUGCCAGGGAAGUGGGCCUUGGCUGGGCCGGGCAGCCCCUCAGGAGGCGAAAGCGGCCCAGGCUCGGGGCUGGCCCCGCGGGCUCUCUACCCGCCCGUGCCUCUACCUCACAAGCUUCUUGGCAGAAGCCCCGAGACCUACACCUCCACGUGGCAGAAGACCGCAUCCCGGAGUCCCUCCUGCUCACCAGGCCCUGCUCAUCCUCCCUCUUCCCGACCCUUCUCAGCCCCCCAUGACUUCCAUGGCCACACCCCAGCCCGGACAGAGGAGAACAUCUUCAGCCAUCUCCCUCUGCACUCCCAGCACUUGACCCGUGCCCCGUGCCCCCUGAUUCCCAUCGGCGGGAUCCAGAUGGUGCAGGCCCGGCCGGGGGCCCACCCCACCCUGCUGCCAGGGCCCACCACCGCCUGGGUCAGUGGCUUCUCAGGAGGUGGCAGUGACCUGACAGGGGCCCGGGAGGCCCAGGAGCGAGGCCGCUGGAGUCCCACCGAGAGCUCGUCAGCCUCCGUGUCCCCUGUGGCUAAGGUAUCCAAAUUCACACUCUCAUCGGAGCUGGAGGGCAGGGACUACCCCAAGGAGAGGGAGAGGACGAGUGGGGGCCUGGGCAGACCUCCUGACUGGGAGCCCCGAGUGGCUGAGGUGCCCACAGAGUCCGUGCCCACCCACAGCCCCCACACCCCGCCCGAGGUCUUGCCCCGGCUACCCCAAGGCCGCAGGCCAGAGUCCUGGAGCCCCCGCUUGGAGUCACCACGCACGUUGGCCAACCCCGUGGCCUCCGCCGCCUCGCCCCUGGACCGCAGCAGUUCCGUGGGCUGCCUGGCAGAGGCCUCCACUCACUUCCCAGCCCGGAGGAGGAACCUCUCUGGGGAACCCAGGACCAGUCAGGGCUCCCCCGAGCCCUCAGGAAGUGGGGGGCCUGAGGCACUUCCACACCAGCCCAAGGACAGGGGCCCCCCAAGCACUUAGCCUCUCUCCGACUGCUUCAGCAUCUGGCUUCCGGUGUUCAGCAACAGACAUUUCCAGCCAACUUCCUCGAAUCAUCUUGCUCUCACAGGCUCCUUCUCCCAUCUGUCCGUCUGUCCAAACAGCUUCUGCUCAGCACCCAACUGUUCUAUCUUCCCACGUUUGCAGUUUCCUGUGCCUUUUUCUGUACCUUUUGUUGCUUGAAAAGAAACAAACAAAACACACGC